UGUCUGCGCUGACGUAUUAGUCUGGUCUGAAAGGAUUUACUAUAGCAUUACCUUCGGCUUCUGGAAUUAACUUAUUUCAUCGUCAGAGUUGUAUUGCGGUAGGGCAAAUAGUACUUGUUUUAUAACUUAAUUUAUACUUUUUUAAUACAAUUUUUUAUAGUUAAAAGUAAUUACUUCCCUUGUCUACUACAGUAUCUGCUUUUAAAGUUGUAGUCACAAACCUCUAGCUACAGUAUGGAUCGUCUGAAGUUAGUCCUGCAUUAUUUCCAGUCCAACUCAGAGUCCAUCUCCAAUGGUAUCUGUAUCAUACUAGCCCUGGUCAGUGUUAAGCUGUACACCAGCUUUGACUUCAACUGCCCCUGUAUACCUCAAUACAACAAACUCUACUCGCUGGGAGUGAUGUUUGUCCCGCCAAUCAUAUUCUUCUUCCUGGGGAUCCUGGUGAACCGACACACAGGGGUGAUGAUGGAGGAGUGGCUGAGGCCCAUCGGAAAGAGAGCAAAAAAUCCUGCCGUUGUCAAAUACCUCUUCUCUGCCAUGAUCCAGAGGGCUUUACUGGCUCCCAUGGUGUGGAUCCUGGUCACUCUGCUGGAUGGCAAGAUCUUCAUCUGUGCUUUCAGCAUGGGUGUGGACCCCAUAUAUUUCUCUGGUAUGCCCAACAUCACAGGUCUGGAUGUGGUCAAGCUCAUGGCCAAGGUCCCCUGCAAGGAAGACAUGAUCUUUCGAAACAGCACGUUCCGCAAAGCCGUCUCACGCUACGUCCGUUGUUACUCACAAGCAAUUGGCUGGGCCAUCCUCCUCUUCCUCAUUCUCCUGGGUGCGGUGGGGCGUCUCAUCAAGCCGUGCUUCAACCACGCCACCUUCCUGCAGACGCGCUACUGGAGCAACUACCUGGACGUGGAGCAGAAGCUCUUCGACGAGACCUGCGUGCUGCACGCUCGGGACUUUGCCCGCAAGUGCGUGGUGCAGUUCUUCGAGGGGAUGCGCGAGGACACGGUGCUCCGGCUUCCCCUGUCGCCCACCCCGCGCGGUCGGACAGAGAAGUACGAGGAGGAGGAUGAGGAGGAGGAGAGACUGCAUGGGAUUACCAAGCAGGAGCAGGUGGACCAGCUGUUGUGCAAGUGGUACCUGUGUAAGCCUGAACUGGAUGUCACCAAGAUGGCCUUCAGGCCCAGAGUGUGCAUCACCUGGGAGGACCACAACGGACGGACCCUCUACUCAGAUGUUUAGGCUUAGACUCUGUGUGUGUUUGUGUGUGUGUGUGUGUGUGUGUGUUUGCUUACAGGGUAAUAGAUGGCACUGACAAUGAUGGUGAAAAACCUGCACUACAGUCAAAUCUGAAUGUGCCGGGAUUUAGCUUGGUUGGUUUUGCAUGGUUCUCUUUUCCCAGUGCUCAACCACAUGCAUAUGAGAUGCAAACUCAGAUAUGUUUUUCUUUAUGUGUGCUCUAUAUUCCUCAAAGAAAAUCCUUUGCAUUUCUGCUGGGAAUUUCAGGUUUUGAAAUACAAUGUGAUAGUGGAAGACAAAUAUGUAAUAUAUCAAUGACAGAUAAAUAUGUGAUUCAAAGGUACUUGAAUAAUGUUUUUCAGCCUGGUUAUUGUGUCUGAGAUGUACAUACGCAGAGCAGUAAAUUUGCUGAAAGCAUCUUGCCUUUUGAUCUACAAAGCAAAUCAUAUUGCAAGUUUCUAUGUAGAUUAAAAUGUAUUUUCAAUGUUAUAUUGGUG
Hypomesus transpacificus is the source of this 1724-nucleotide messenger RNA. It is a transcript of the gene calhm3, whose product is annotated as calcium homeostasis modulator 3. Bases 235 to 1230 code for a protein of 331 amino acids. Gene Ontology annotation, molecular function: monoatomic cation channel activity. The transcript is spliced from 4 exons. NCBI's taxonomy places the organism in Eukaryota, Metazoa, Chordata, Actinopteri, Osmeriformes, Osmeridae. The record is from RefSeq and is a predicted model, not a curated record.